CACAAUUUCUCACAUACGCUGCAUACACGUCGGAGCACCUGCUUUGUAGCCGCUCUGUCUGUGGAUCUUUUCGUGAGCAGCUCGUAGUGCCAACAUGCCUUCCUGUGGCUGGCUGUUGUUGUUGGCUCUGUCUCUGGCAACACUAACAGGGAACGCUGUUGGUGCUGUUGCAUACGAGCGAACGGAGAGAAACUGCUCCCUGUCCCCUCCGUAUCUCCCCAGCACAGCAGUAAAUACCACUCUCCAGCUGCAGGAGUUACGAGAGCGAAUGCUUCACGAGAAUAUCUCUGCCUACAUUAUCCCUGGCACCGACGCUCACCUGAGUGAGUAUAUCGCCCCACGUGAUGCCAGGAUGGCCUUCAUGAGCGGUUUUACAGGCUCUGCAGGCACCGCCGUGGUGACUCAGACCAAGGCCGCCCUGUGGACAGACAGCCGCUACUGGGUUCAAGCCGAGAGACAGAUGGACUGCAACUGGGAGCUGGAGAGGGACGUGUCCAUCAGCAACGUGGCGGAGUGGCUGAUCUCUGAGGUCCCAGCGGGCGGCGAGAUCGGCUUUGAUCCCUUCCUCUUCUCCCUCAAAACGCAGGAGGACUACGGCAUCAAUCUGGAGUCGAGCAAUCGCAGCCUCAAGUCUGUCCCUGAUAACCUGGUGGACCCACUGUGGACGGACAGACCGCCCAUCCCAUCUGAAAAGCUCCAGCGCCUGCCCGACAGAGUCAUACAAAGGUCCUGGCAGAUGAAAGUGGAUCACAUACGGAAUCAGAUAAGGGACAACCCGUACGAACCAACAGCUCUUCUGCUGUCAGCACUGGAUGAAACCGCCUGGCUGUUCAAUAUGCGCGGCAGUGACAUCCCAUACAAUCCCUUCUUCUACUCCUACACACUGCUCACAAUGGACCAGAUCUGGCUGUUUCUCCACAUGGACAGAGUGACAGAUGAACUGAAGGUGUACCUGAACGCCUCGUGUAAAGGGCCACUCUGUGUGCAGCUGAAAAGCUACGACUCUGUCCGAGAACACCUGAAGUGGUACGUGGCCCAGCCUGGCGUUAAAGUGUGGAUCGGCACAGAGUACACAAACUACGCUCUUUAUGAGCUCAUCACACCAGAGGAGAAACUGAUGACCAGCACCUACUCUCCUGUGUUGAUUACAAAGGCGGUGAAAGACGACACCGAGCAGCGAAUCUUGAGGGAUGCUCACGUGAGGGAUGCAGUGGCGGUCAUCCAGCUGCUGAUGUGGCUGGAGAAGGCGGUGCCAGAGGGGAAAGAGACUGAGCUGACAGCUGCAGAUUAUGUCAAUACGUGUCGCGGCAAACAGAAGGACAGCAAAGGGCCGAGCUUUGAGACGAUCUCUGCAAGUGGACCCAACGCUGCACUCGCCCACUACAGCCCGACAGCAGAAACAAACAGAAAGUUGACAGUUGAUGAGAUGUACCUGGUGGACUCUGGGGGCCAGUAUCUAGACGGGACCACAGACAUCACUCGGACUGUUCACUGGGGAACCCCUACGGCAAUGCAGAAGGAGGCCUUCACUCGAGUGCUCAUGGGAAACAUCGAGAUAUCUCGAACCAUCUUUCCCUCAGGAACACGAGGUGUAAACAUGGAGAUGCUGGGCCGCCGGGCUCUGUGGGAGGUGGGCCUGAACUAUGGCCACGGCACAGGUCACGGUGUUGGAAACUACUUUGGAGUUCAUGAGUGGCCUGUUGGCUUUCAGAGCAACAACAUUCCCUUCAGAACCGGCAUGUUCACGUCUAUAGAACCAGGAUACUAUAAGGAGAAUGACUUUGGGAUCCGGAUUGAAGAUGUUGCUGUGGUCGUGCCUGUAAAUACAAAGUACGGUCAUAACUUCCUGACCUUUGACACGGUGUCGCUGGUUCCAUACGACAGAAAGCUGAUUGACACUUCAAUCCUCAGCUCAGAGCAGCUCCAGUGGCUGAAUAAAUACUACGAGACAAUCCGGAAGCUGGUGGGUCCUGAGCUGGACAGACAGAAACUCCAUGCAGAGAAGGACUGGAUGCUGAAACACACAGAGUCCUUGGUGGAGUCUGGAUCUUCUGCGUCCGUCUGCUCCUCCUCGCUGACCCUCCUCGCUCUGGCCGUCGCUCUCUUACACAACGUCCUCUGAGCAUCUUCAUCUCUCCGACACUUUCACAGCAGACUUGUGCACUAAUGUUAUCCCUAUGCAGUCUCUAACGAGCAGCUAUCCCAGGUUUCAGAGAAGCACUGCAAUUUAGCAUUUUUUUAAUUGAAGAAUAUAUAUUUGUUUGAUAAUUUAAUUGUGGGGAAAAUGACUGAUAUUGUGGUGUUUACAAUGAUCGUUUGUGUGAUUUUUGAUGUUUUAGCUUUUUGGUUUCUAAUCUGGACAUUUGUAUGACCAGUUGAUAUAAUUUCUAUUUUAUUAAAGUAACACU
Molecule: messenger RNA, 2408 nt
Organism: Centropristis striata (black sea bass)
Lineage: Eukaryota; Metazoa; Chordata; Actinopteri; Perciformes; Serranidae
Gene: xpnpep2
Product: X-prolyl aminopeptidase (aminopeptidase P) 2, membrane-bound
Exons: 21
Coding region: 95-2122 (675 amino acids)
Molecular function (GO): metalloaminopeptidase activity
Source: RefSeq, a predicted model, not a curated record